Messenger RNA from Drosophila bipectinata, 1210 nucleotides. RefSeq names its product protein C1orf43 homolog. The record is from RefSeq and is a predicted model, not a curated record. Lineage: Eukaryota; Metazoa; Arthropoda; Insecta; Diptera; Drosophilidae.
AAACAAAGAAAACGAAGGGGAUUGUUUAUUAUUAUUAAAUUGUUAAGGAAUCUGUGAAUUUUAUGGAUGGCCAUCUUCGUUUGCACAAGCUAGGAGACUUCAUUACUCCGGAGAUUCAGCACAAGGUGGCCAAAGCAGGAGGAAACAUGGAGCAGCUCUCAGGUGUGAUGAUAAUUAUUAUCAUCAGUGGAGGCGUUCUUACCUCCCUGAUGCUUUUCAUUUUCGCCAAGCGGCAGAUAAUGCGAUUCCAGCUGCGAGGACGACGGGGUCCUCAUGUCCCAGUGGGCAACGAUGCCAAGAAGGCGCUUAGACGCGAAAUUGAACGUCGGUUGGACUGCAUACCAAAGAUUACCAAGGAGCCAAAACUUUUGUGGAACGAUGGUGACAAGUAUAUUGUCCAGCCCGAACCAGAGGCGCCUCUGCCGCCGUAUUACUAUCGCAUGAAGGCGGUAGAUGAUGUGAAGCUGCUGGAAUCAGAGAUCGCCCGGGCGGAUGGUAGUUCUCGUCAUGCGCCGGAAAGCUUAAGAGCGUUCCUGCUAACUACAUUGUCGGUAACUUUGAACGGGGCUGGGCAGCGUAUGAUUCACCAGUAUUGCGAUAUGUACGAGCAUGCUAGGCACGAUCCGAAUGAAUUUGGCAAGGACGAAUACGAAGCGUAUCAUCAUUUGCUUUUGAAACUGCUAGAGGCUUCGAAACAGCUUAAAAACUACAACUCGCGUAAGGCAUCGCCAGCUCGGACACCUCGGAAACAGACCAAAAUGCACUCUCUUUUGGACCCGGCUCGACUGCGUCCACCCCCCACCAUGGAAAAUGUUCAGCCCAGCAGCGAACUAACCACUGGACAGCAUGCCAAAGUCAAUUUGACGCUAGGUCUGCAGGGUGGUGGCGGUGGUGUAGGUGCAGGUGGCGAUGGAGACGCUGAAGUGACACCCAAUCCACUUCAUUUGCAAGCGCCUUCGGACAGGGAUCUCAUUAUUCGAAACCGAAUAAAGACCCCCACCCUGGACGACAUCGUUGUGGAGGCUGAUCACCACCAGAGCGGCGAAUCGAGUGCCAUGGAGGAUAAUGAAAUUAAGAGCAUAUCCUCCGCCCAUUUUCAGAGAAACUCUAGCAACGUUUAAAUCAGUUUCCAAAGAUGCUUAGAUUAUUUAUCAUAUAAGAUACUUAUAAAUUAUGACCCAUCAAAUAAAUUGUUUUCCUUACAAAUUUA